Messenger RNA from Oncorhynchus masou masou (cherry salmon), 2408 nucleotides. RefSeq names its product cleavage and polyadenylation specific factor 6 (gene cpsf6). Bases 50 to 1852 code for a protein of 600 amino acids. NCBI's taxonomy places the organism in Eukaryota, Metazoa, Chordata, Actinopteri, Salmoniformes, Salmonidae. Gene Ontology annotation, molecular function: mRNA binding. The transcript has 11 exons. The record is from RefSeq and is a predicted model, not a curated record. Gene Ontology annotation, cellular component: mRNA cleavage and polyadenylation specificity factor complex. Gene Ontology annotation, biological process: mRNA alternative polyadenylation.
UUGCAUUUUGUCUUGUUCAGGUCGAUCGGUGGAGGAGGUGGUCUGGAAAAUGGCUGACGGAGUUGAUCACAUCGACAUCUACGCCGAUGUUGAAGAGGAUUUCAACCAGGAAUCAGACUACCCUGCCCAUGACCAGAUAGACUUGUAUGACGAUGUUAUCUCUCCUUCGGCCAAUAAUAACGGAGACGCACCUGAGGACCGGGACUACCUGGACAACCUACCCCCACCUGCUGGCUCCGAGGGGAACAAGAGCACCCCGCCCAACGUGGUUUACACGUACACUGGCAAGCGGAUCGCCCUGUACAUAGGCAAUCUCACAUGGUGGACAACAGACGAAGAUUUGACAGACGCCAUUGGAUCGAUAGGCAUUAAGGAUCUGCUGGAGAUCAAGUUCUUUGAGAACAGAGCCAACGGCCAGAGUAAAGGGUUUGCCCUGGUGUGUGUGGGCUCAGACACGUCCUCUAGGAAGCUACUGGACCUGCUGGCUAAACGGGAGCUCCACGGACAGAACCCCAUUGUUACCCCCUGCAACAAACAGUCCCUCAGCCAGUUCGAGAUGCAGUCUCGGAAAAGCCCAGGUACAUCGGGUGGGCAGAUGUCCGGAGAUGGGAAGGCGGGACCCCCCACCAUGGGCCCCCGUGGUGGCUUCCCCAUGGGCAUGGGUAGGGGCCGAGGCCGCUUCCCCGGGCCUCCUGGCCCUGGAGGAGACCGCUUCCCUGGGCCCAUCGGCCCCGGAGGGCCCCCGCCACACUUCCCAGGGUCGGGGAUGAGGCCACCUGAACUCAUUAACCAUAGACACCAAGAAGGCCACCUGAUGGAUAUGAAUUUCAAUUGCUUCCCGCCGGGACGUGAUGGGAAUUGGCGACCCAGAGGUGGUAUGCAGGGCCCACCUCGACCCCCUCCUGGCCCACUAGGUCCCCCUGGACCCCUAGGCCCCCCUCCCCCAGGACAGGGCCUCCCCCCUCCCAUGCAAGGCCCCCCCAACCGUGGCGACCGCCCCCCACCCCCGGUCAUGUUCCCCGGCCAGUUCGGCCAGCCCCCCAUGGGUCCUCUCCCCCCUGGCCCUCCCCCACACGGCUUCGGCCCUCCUCCUGGCCCCCCACCCCCCCAACAGGGCCCUCCACCACCGGGUCAUUUCCCUCCUCGCCCCCCCGGGCCCCUUGGACCACCUCUGGCCCUCGCUCCCCCACCACACAUGACCGGGCCCCGACCUGGAGGCCCCCCACCGGCUCCCCAUGUCAACCCAGCGUUCUUCCCUCCUCCUGGGGGUCCUAACAACAUGGGGGGCCCUCCUGGAGGAGACGGCAGGGGCCCCAACGGGCCCAACGACCCCUAUGGACGGCCACCUCCGUAUGACCGGGGAGACUUUGGCCCCGCCGGCAGGGAAAUGGAGUCGGCGCGGACACCGCUGAGCGAGGCAGAGUUUGAGGAGAUCAUGAACCGGAACCGAGCCAUCUCCAGUAGUGCCAUCUCUAGGGCGGUGUCAGAUGCUAGCGCUGCUGACUAUGGCAGUGCCAUAGAGACUCUGGUGACAGCCAUCUCUCUGAUCAAGCAGUCCAAGGUGUCUGCUGACGACCGCUGCAAGGUUCUCAUCAGCUCUCUACAGGACUGUCUCCACGGCAUCGAGAACAAGUCCUACGGCUCCGCCUCCAGUUCUGCCCCUAAAAGACGCGAGAGGUCGAGGGAGCGUGACCACAGCCGGUCCCGGGAGAAGAGCCGGCGCCACAAGUCCCGUAGCCGCGACCGCCACGAGGACUACUACCGCGAACGCAGCCGGGAGAGAGAACGGCACCGCGGGGACAGAGAACGAGAACGUGAAAGAGACCGUGAGAGGGAGUACCGACAUCGUUAGCGGAGCCUACGGAAGAGGACAGGGACGAGGACGCCUCUUCACAACCAGCAGGCCCUACAUCAGGAUCGCCUUGUCAACUAGUCCCCCCCCCCUCUGUCUGUGUCUCCAUGGUUACCAGGGGACUGACUACCUGGGAAUCGCUCCCAGCUGUGUAAGGCUAUAAGUAGUGUUCUUUUAAAAUCAUUCUCGUGGUAUAAAAAACCUACUCAACAGCUAUUUUUAUUUUACUGAAAUUUUAUUUGAUGUGAACGAAAAAAUGAUUACCUACCUGUGUUGACAGGCUUCUUUCAAGCUUUGCGAAAAUAACAAAUGACUACAUUUGCCUGCUCUAUUCCAAAACGGACAGCUUUUGACUGCUAUAAUGUGUACAUUUUGUCAGGUUAAGAGCUGAUUUUUUUUUUUACAGGGAGGUUUUUUUUGUUGUUUUUUCGUCUUCAUUCCUCUUGUGCCCCUCCCUACUUUUCUCGUUAGGAUAAUGUUUGUAAAUGUCUCUGCUUUGAAUAUUAAAAUAGAUUCUGUGUUGUAAUAAACUGUUUACUGGGGUUUUGACACUUGA